UUCCGCCCUCCUUCAGUCUCCACACGCGCAAAAUCACAGUCCUUUCUUCUCCGUGGCGAUGGCUGGAGAACUUGUGAACCCUAAAGCCUACCCUCUGGCUGAUUCCCAACUCACCAAAACCAUUCUGGAUCUGGUCCAGCAAGCCUUCAACUUUAGGCAGCUCAAAAAGGGUGCCAAUGAAGCCACAAAGACGUUGAACAGGGGAAUUUCCGAGCUUGUUGUGAUGGCUGCUGAUGCCGAGCCUCUCGAAAUUCUUCUCCACCUCCCGCUUUUAGCAGAAGAUAAGAAUGUCCCCUAUGUGUUUGUUCCAUCCAAAAUAGCUCUCGGCCGAGCAUGUGGCGUUACUCGACCUGUGAUUUCGUGCUCGGUGACAAGCAACAAGGGAAGCCAGUUGAAAUCUAAAAUACAAAAACUCAGAGAUGCCAUAGAGAAGCUCCUCAUAUAAGAAAUGGUGUGAAGUAAUCGUAUAUUCAGCAUGAUGGGCCUCAUGAUCUCUGCACUAUAUUAUUGGGCCGUGAUGAGGAGGCUUUGACUGGCCAUGUUUAUUUUGUGCUUAGUUAGUUGUUUUAUGAAUUUCCUGUUAAAGUAGUGUUAU
Messenger RNA from Cuscuta campestris, 595 nucleotides. NCBI's taxonomy places the organism in Eukaryota, Viridiplantae, Streptophyta, Magnoliopsida, Solanales, Convolvulaceae. The record is from the annotation of a GenBank genome assembly.